Molecule: messenger RNA, 2783 nt
Organism: Rosa chinensis
Lineage: Eukaryota; Viridiplantae; Streptophyta; Magnoliopsida; Rosales; Rosaceae
Product: putative pentatricopeptide repeat-containing protein At1g12700, mitochondrial
Exons: 4
Coding region: 136-2652 (838 amino acids)
Molecular function (GO): protein binding
Source: RefSeq, a predicted model, not a curated record
UGCACUGAUUGAUCAAGCAUUCAACCUCUUCUCAGAAAUGAUCAGUAGAGGUAUUGCUCCAACCGUUGUUACUUACAACUCUUUCCAGAUGUCCGCACCUUCAAUAUCUUGGUUGAUACAUUCUGUAAGGAAGGGAUGGUCGUGGAAGCCAAAACUGUGGUUCAAACGAUGAUUCAAAGACAUAUUGAGCCUGACACGGUUACAUACAGCUCCCUUAUGGACGGUUACUGUUUGCGAGGAGAAAUGUACGAGGCAAGACAAGUUUUUGAUCUUAUGGUUAGUAAGGGCUCCAUGGUUGAUGUUCGGAGUUGUAACAUAUUGAUUAACGGAUAUUGCAAGGGUAAAAAGAUCGAUCAGGCUUACAAGAUUUUCAAGGAAAUGCAUUGUAUGGAACUUGUUCCAAAUACAAUUACUAUUAACACUCUUAUUGAUGGUUUUUGCAAAGCGGGGAGAAUUCAAGAAGCAGAAAAGUUGUUCUCUGAGAUGCAAGGUUGUGGCCUGCUUCCAAAUGUUCAAACUUAUGCUGUGAUACUUGAUGGCCUGUGUAACAACCAGCAACUUUCUACAGCUGUAGAAUUGCUUAGAGAGCUGGAAGCCAGAAAACUGGAACUCAAUAUUGUAAUUUACAAUAUUAUUAUUGAAGGUUUGUGCAAAGCUGGGGAAGUUCAGUCUGCAAAAGAUCUCUUCUGUGGUGUAUCAUCUAAACGACUUCAGCCUAAUGUGCGCACAUACAAUAUAAUGGUUGGUGGACUUUGUCAUAAUGGCUUAAUAAUUGAAGCAGAAAAGUUGCUGAGAGAAAUGGGAGGGAAAGGAUGUUCUCCGGAUGGUUGCACCUAUAACACCAUUAUCCGAGGUUUUAUCAAUAACAAUGAGACAUCAAGGGCUACGAGACUUGUUCAAGAAAUGCUUGAGAGGGGUUUCUCUGCAGAUGCAUCAACUAUGGAAUUGAUUGUUGAUUUAUUGUCGAAAGAUACAGUAGAUCCUGGUUUAUUAGCAUUGCUUAAAGAUUCAGCCUGUGUGCUGAUGACAGCUUCAUCUGAAGGAUGUUGUGUCAUAUUACAUUAUCUAGCGCAGAUACAGAUUCGAAUACUCGAGCUUUCUCAAGGAAACCCAUACCCGUUCGAAACUGGAGACGCUGAAAAUGAUGGGAAAAGCACCACCAUUCUGCUUCUCUGUGGAAUUGUUCCUGAUGUUUAUACAAUAACCAUUAUCAUUAACUGCUAUUGCCAUUUAAAUCAAAUGGGUUUUAGCUUAUCUGUCUUGGCUAAAUUCUUCAAAUUUGGUCUUCAACCAAAUGUUAUUACCUUCUCCACUCUGAUCAACGGCUUUGUUCUCCACAAUCAAGUGCCUCAGGCUGCACGAAUUUUCACCAAAAUGCUGCAGGCAGGUGCAGGUCAUUCUAAGCCCACUGUGUUUACUUUCAGCACACUAAUUAAGGGCUUUUGCAAGAUGGGAAACAACAGUGCGGCUAUUCAAUUACUGAGGAAGAUGGAAGAAAGAGGAUGCGAGCCUAACAUAGUUUCCUAUAACACCAUCAUUGACAGCCUUUUCAAGGAUAGGCAAAUUGAUGAAGCAUUCAACCUCUUCUCAGAAAUGAUUACUCGAGGUAUUGCUCCAACCGCUGUUACUUACAACUCUUUGAUUCAAGGAGUUUGCAAUAUAGGCCAGUGGAAACAAGCUACGAGGUUGUUGAAUGAAAUGGUGAGUAAAGGCAUCUUUCCAGAUGUCGGCACCUUCAAUAUCUUGGUUCAUACAUUCUGUAAGGAAGGGAUGGUCGUGGAAGCCAAAAGUGUGGUUCAAACGAUGAUUCAAAGACAUAUUGAACCUACUGUGGUUACAUACAACUCACUUAUGGAUGGUUACUGUUGGCGAGGAGAAAUGGACGAGGCAAAAGAAGUUUUUGAUCUUAUGAUAAGCAAGGCCUCCAUGGUUGAUGUUUGGAGUUGUAACAUAUUGAUUAACGGAUAUUGCAAGGGUAAAAAGAUCGAUAAGGCUUACAAGAUUUUCAAGGAAAUGCAUCGUAUGGAACUUGUCCCUGAUUCCAUUACUUAUACCACUCUUAUCGAUGGUUUUUGUAAAACAGGGAGAAUACAAGAAGCAGAAAAGCUGUUCUCUCAGAUGCAAGGUUGUUGCGAGCUUCCAAAUGUUCAAACUUAUGCUGUUUUACUUGAUGGCCUGUGUAACAACCAGCAACUUUCUACGGCAAUAGAAUUGCUUAGAGAGAUGGAAGCCAACAAAGUAGAACUUAAUAUUCUAGUUUACACUGUUGUUAUUGAAGGUUUGUGCAAAGCUGGAAAAAUUGAAUCCGCAAGAGAUCUCUUCUGUGGUUUGUCAUCAAAAGGAGUUCAGCCUGAUGUGAGAACAUACACUAUAAUGAUUCAUGGACUUUGUCAUCAUGGCUUAAUAUUUGAAGCAGAAAAGUUGCUGAGAGAAAUGGGAGGGAAAGGAUGUUCUCCAUAUGGUUGCACCUAUAACACCAUUAUCCGAGGUUUUAUCAAUAACAAUGAGACAUCAUGGGCUACGAAAAUUUUUCAAGAAAUGCUUGAGAGAGGUUUCUCUGCAGAUGCAUCAACUAUGGAAUUGAUUGUUGAGUUAUUGUCGAAAGAUACAGUAGAUCCUGGUUUAUUGGCAUUGCUUAAAGAUUCAUCCUGAAGUUAUUUGAAUAUUUGAAAUAAUUCUUUCUCAAUAUCACUAGGAAAUUUGGAAAUUCAAAACUGCUGCCCCUUUAGCAACCUUGUAUGUCUUGUCAAUCUGAUUUAUAAAUCCAUCAUCCAAACAAAUGU